Cuscuta campestris is the source of this 2480-nucleotide messenger RNA. The record is from the annotation of a GenBank genome assembly. NCBI's taxonomy places the organism in Eukaryota, Viridiplantae, Streptophyta, Magnoliopsida, Solanales, Convolvulaceae.
AAUUUCAACCGUUUGAUUAAAUUUUUUUACACUUUAUUUCUCAAAAUUUUGUGAAAUUAAACUUGGACAAUUAAUUUGAGAAGGGGAAAUAGUCUCAAAUUUUGUUAGGGUGGUGCUAAAUUUAUUUAUUCCAUGUAAAUAUAGUCGACCCCCCCCCCCAGCUGAAUGCCAUCUCUUUCGGCAGCAAAGUGUUGUCAUUUGGGCUUCCAGAACAUCAGUAAAUACACACUCACUGCAACAGAACGCAAAUUUCUCUACAACUAUUUGCCAAGGCGAAGGUAUGGUACGGGAAUGGAUGUUUUUAGGUCUUCCAAGCAGCUAAGUAACCACAUGAAAAUGGGAAAUAUCCACGGCGCGCAGAAGCUGUUUGAUGAAAUGACUGAGAAAAGCAUUGUGGUUUGGUCAAUCAUGGUCCACGGGUACUCAAAGAAUGGUCUUUACGGGAAAGCGUUUGAGUGUUUUACUGCAAUGAGACAUUUUGGCCUGGUUCCGAAUUCCUUUACCUUUGUGGGAGCUCUGGUCGGUGUCUCUGGGUUGGAAGACAUUGCACUCUGUCGUGCCGUUCACGGGUUGAUAGUGAGGAUUGGGUGGGAGUUUAGCUCUGUUGUGGCUACUGCACUCCUUGAUGCUUACUCAAGAUGUCGGUUCGCAGGUGAUUCUUACAAGGUUUUUGAUGCCAUAAAGUCGGAAAGCGAAGUUCCAUGGAAUGCAAUGAUAAAAGGAUUUGUGUAUAAUGAGCUCUUCGAAGAGGCAGUUUUCUUGUUUAACCGUUUCCGGGAGUCUGGUUCUAUUCCUAAUGCUGUAACAUUAAUGACUCUUACCCAAGGCUGUGUUGCCUUAAAAUCUCAGCAUCUUUGUGAAUCCGUUCAUGGUUUUGGUAUUAAAUUUGGUCUUGUUUCUGAUAUAGAGGUCAGCAAUGCUAUUCUUUUCAUGUAUUCGACUUUGGCUGACUUAAAUCUUUGUAGAGAAGUGUUCGAUUCAAUGGAUGAUAAAGAUGUUAUUAGCUGGUCAACACUGAUGGGGUUAUUGGUUCAACUCGAAUAUGCCUCUGAUGCUAUAAAGCUUUUCUUUCAGAUGAGAAAUUUUGGAACCAGGUAUGAUGCCGGUGUCCUAGGUAAUCUCAUUUCAGCUUGUGGGCUUGUUGGAAAUUUGAAAAUGGGGAAGUCUGUUCAUGCUCAGACUAUCACUAAUGGUUUUGGAUUCAACAUUCAUCUGGCUAAUUCCAUGAUAACAAUGUAUGCAAGAUGUGCAAAUCUAGAUUCAUGUACAACUUUGUUUGACAGAACACCUACGAAGAAUGUUGUUUCAUGGACAUCUAUGAUUUCAGGGCUUUUGGUUAAUAAGAGGCCUAGGGAAGCACUCGAUUUGUUCAUCGGUGCAAGAAAUCACGGAAAUUUAUAUGCCGACCCAGUACUUUUGGUAAAUGCACUAAAUGCAGCCGGCGAACUAUGUCUAUUAGACUUUUGCAUGCAGCUCCACUGUUAUGCUUUCCAAGCUGGAUUCAUAUACCAUAAAUGUUUGCCAAAUUGUCUCAUAUCAGUUUACUCAAAAUGUGGUAAUGUGGAACUUGCCCAUAGUGUUUUUGUGCACAUGAGCUCUCUGUGUGACAUUACUUCUUGGAAUGCGAUGAUUUACGGGUAUGGGAUCAAUGGCCAUGGAAAGACUGCUCUCUCACUCUUUAAUGAGUUUAGGAAGUGUGGAGGAAUCCCUGAUUCCAGCACUUACCUGUGUGUUUUGAGCGCUUGUAGCCGUGCAGAAAUGGUCAAAGAUGGUUUGUUGGUUUUCAGUACAAUGCUUGAAGAUGACAAUUUAAAAGUUUCUAAGGAGCACUGUUGGUGCAUUGUUGAUCUGCUCUCUCGCGCCGGUUACUUGUCUGAUGCGAGUGAGUUAAUGGAUGGAAGCAGAGACCGAAAUGCUUGGAAGGCUUUUUUGAACGGGUGCGUGCUUCACAAUGAUUUGAAAUUGGCAGAGAUUGCUGCGAGAAAAAUGGACGGAUUUGCCCAGACAGACCACGGGCAGGAUGUCGUGCUUCUGUCGAAUAUGUAUGCAUCAGUUGGGAGGUUUGAGGAUGCUGAAGCCUUGAGGUUGAACAACAUGGCUGGGAAGAAACUGAUGAAAGAACCAGGGUUAAGUCUUCUCAGUGGUGGCUGACUCUUAGGAGUUGAAAAUGCUAUUCAAGACAUGAUCUUUACUGAAUGAGGGAAGAUGUUGAGGUUCUCUAGGAAUGUGCUCCCUCCGUCCCAAAAAACUUUGACUUUCAAAUGAAAGAGAAAUCGUGUGAUUCACAUGUUUACCACUUUUAAAAUGGGAAGUAUUUUUUGGCACGGACGGCGUAAUAUCAAAACAGAAGCUCUUGGCAAUGGAAUCAUUGGUGAAGAACUUCCAUGGGAGGGCCUAAGGGAAACUAUACCCGAAGCAUUAAGGGAUUGAUAUUGGCGUUAGAGGUCAGAUAUUUUUGGUAAUAUAUGGACUCUUUAUAA